Molecule: messenger RNA, 3216 nt
Organism: Cyclocybe aegerita
Lineage: Eukaryota; Fungi; Basidiomycota; Agaricomycetes; Agaricales; Hemipholiotaceae
Source: the annotation of a GenBank genome assembly
AUGAAUAAAAACCCAUUCCUUCCGACGCCUAGUUUUACGCCUCAACAGCCUCCGUUGCCUCCGGGACCACCUCCCACGCAAACGGGCCAGCCAGAUUACUCCGCAUGGUGGCCUGGCGCACAAGCACAUCAGCCGCAUGUACAACCUCCUACAGUUGGUGCAUACAAUCCCCAAUGGACUUCUCCGCAACCUCCCCGACCUCCCGCAGAACAGAGUGCGCUGUACGCGAACUAUGGCUACGGAUCCCAGACCAAUUGGCAGCGACAGCAACAACAGCAGCAGCAGCAACAGCAGCAGCAACAACAGCAGCAGCAGCAGGCUUACCACCCUCCGCCCAUGGUUCAACAGCCGCCUCCACCGAGCCAGCCGGGUUAUAAUCCCUAUCAACCAGCGGGGGCGUAUGCACAACCCUAUAUUCCCCAACCUGGCCCGCCUCCCCAACCUAUGAUUCAGCCUAGCUAUCCUCAUCCAUCCGCGCAACCUCAGCAGAUUUUCGCGCCGCAGAUUGCGCCACAUCAGCCUCCACACCAGCAACCGACGCAACCUCGUUACCAUGCGUCACCGCAGAACUUACCGCCAGCAAAACGACAAAGGUUCGAUGGUCCGAAUAAUCACAAUCGUCAUCAUCACAACCAACAUCAUCAACCGCCGCCACAGCCUCAGUUCCAACCUCCUCCUGCUCCUCCUCACAACACAGGCAAUUUUUCUGGACCGAAUCGCAGCGGGUUGCCUUCUGGGCCUGGAAAUAGAGGUGGGAUACCAAGUGGUCCGGGAGGUCGAGGAGGUGGUGGGGCUAGUGGACGAGAGGCCGUGGAGGAAGCUUCGUUGCAGGAGGCCGACCAACUGGUCCUGGAGGAAAUCAACCUCAUGGUCCGGCCCGGGGUCAAGGUUCACGCAACUUCGGAAACAAAGAUUUUCACAAUCGCCGGGGGGGUGGAGGAGGAUCGUUCAACGCAGGUUCUGGAAAUACGGGGUAUUCGCACCAAGGGCCGUCUUUCCGGGGUCGAAAUCAAGGGCAUGCAGGAUCUAACAGAGGAGAUUGUUGGCCUGUCGAUACCCGACCUGGGAUGGACUUGGGGUACGAUUCCGUCUUCCUCUCCUGUGAAGACGGAAGAGACUGGCAACAAUGCGAAUGGAUCCGGGCCUUCCGUGAUUCCUGUUAAGAAAGAAGCUCUCGAGGAGAAAUCACCCGGGCUUGCCAAUUUUGAAGCGGAGGGAGGCUCUGCGGAGGUCAAAAUAGAACCUGCUCAGGACGUUCCGUUGACGGAGGCAGAGAUAGCGGAUGCCAAACCGGCGCCGGAUACCAACGUUAAUCCUCCUCCUUCGCGCAUUCGCAUUUAUUUUCAUACUCCUGUCACUGCUGAUGAUUCUCGUCCCAUACCCCAUAAUGCUUCUUAUGGGGAGGUUUCCUCGGACGCCAGGAAAGGAAAGAGGAAGAAAACGGAAGACGAUGAUGGAGACGUGGACGAGAGGCGGGCACCACCCCCUCCCCCGCAGAUGGGGAUUUCAAAUGACGACCGCUCCAGUGUCGCUGCUAGUGUUGCUCCCAGUAUUGCGGAGACGGCGAGUGAAGCUGAUUGGUUGAUGGCUGCAAUUGUGGAAGGCGAGGAGGAGGCAGAAGCGGCUAGUGCGCUUCAGACUGUGGAGGAAGACGACCAAGAUGCCCUGCAUGACCAUGACGCUGAGCAUGACAUGGCCGAGGGCGGUGACGACGAUGCUCCCCACGACGUGGAUGAGACGUUGUUUGAUGGGACUUCUCAUGAUGACGAUAUGACGGUGAUACGGGGGACUGAACCUGAUGUUUUUGGUCCGGUUGUUGUUGAUGUGGCGGAUGCUAGUGCUCCAGCCAGCGUUGCUCAGGAAUUGCCCUUGAACGCUGUUGGAUCCACGACAGUGGAUGGCGAGCGCAAAACCAGCCCGAAUGGCACCUCGGCUCACGAGCAACAUAUAGGCGAUGCAGACACCGCUCCUCAGGGGGGUUCUGCUUCUGUUUCCGUUGCUGCGCCGUCUUCUCAAAGUGAUGCCUUACCUUUUGAACCUGCUGCUGAUGGCUCUGCUAACCACACUGUCCCCAUUGAAACACAGGCUUUGCAAGAUUCUUCUCAGCAAUCGCAGACAAGAUCACUUCAGUCUAUCUUGAACGAACCAACUCUUUUGGACGUUGAGACCCAAGAGGCCACACAACCAGAUGGCAACCAGGAAGACUCUACCCAAAUCAUUCAACCAGAACACUUGCCCGAGCCUCCUGCAUCUCCUUCUACCAUCGCUCAUGAGGACUCUAGCUCGGGCCCAGCCACCAACGUUGACUCCACGGCUGACAAGACGCCAUCAGCCAAUCGUUUGUCCAUUUCUUAUGCUCGUGGUAAUCGUCGACUCGUGGUCGACGCCGAGGUUGUUAACUACCUGAAGCUAUACCGUCAAGAGGGUCGCAUCGAAGUCGCAAUCAAAAUGACAAAGGACAAACAAGACACUCUGAAGGGUGUAUUGAUGGAAGGACUUUCAGAAGUCACCAAGUCCUACUCACCUUUACUUGAUGCGAAGGAUGGAUCUCUUGAGUCUGACCCUACUGUUCCUCCUUUCUGGAGGACGACGAUCCCUCCAACAGUACAGCUUCUUGUGUACCUCGAUACUGCACGACCAUUGUCCGAACCAAAGUGGGCAAAAACUGGCGACGUUCAAGAUUGGCUCAAAAGCAUGUUCGGCCGCAUGUUCUGGGUUGCAGGCGAUGCUGCGGAAGGCUGGGAGAAGAAAAUCCAAGUUGCGGAUCCUGACCCGCCUCCAACCAUAUGGACCGUCCUUGACGGCUGGGUCACCAAUUCGCCCGUCGGCCAAUUGAACGAGCGGCAAAGAUUCUUGAAGACGCACAUGACGGAUAUCGACAACAUCCUGGAAAUUCUGCUCCGGCUCGUUCGUGGUGAACGAGCGACGCCAUUCUCUCAGUCGACUCCAACCAUUUCUGCUCCAAGCGUUUCUGGUCCCCUCCUAUCGGCGUUCCAGGGGUCGUCUCACGGUGCUCAGCAAACACACGUCUCAUUGGCCGUCCUGGCGGUGUUCAGACUAACUACAGAGUAUGCAACAAAGGCUUCCGGUGACAAAGGUAAGGUUGAAGCAGAAGAACGCGUUGGAGAGAUAAUCAGGUAUCUUCCGUCACAUCUGAUUUACAAGAGCCUGGAUGGCAUCUUCAAGGAAUGGCGUGUCGAGAAAAAGGGACGGUAG